This is a messenger RNA of Saccostrea cuccullata (small rock oyster), 930 nucleotides long. Its product is annotated as mucin-2-like. The transcript has 4 exons. Bases 1 to 930 code for a protein of 309 amino acids. The record is from RefSeq and is a predicted model, not a curated record. Lineage: Eukaryota; Metazoa; Mollusca; Bivalvia; Ostreida; Ostreidae.
AUGAACUACUUCAUAGGAGAUGACAGUCGAUAUAACAGGGAUAUAGAAGGAGGGCCGUCUUUUAUCAAGCAGGCAACUAGAACCAAGGUCGAAAGAAGAAAACCAUCUGCGAACAAUGCAAGAGAUAAGAAGAAAGCUGGGAGUACAUCAGGAUUAACUUCAAUGAUUGUGUUUACCUCCAUCUUGAUUGUAUUGAUAAUUGCAGUUGCCAUUUUAGCUGCUCUUUUCGUAAAUGAGAGAACAAAAAGUACAGAUAAAAAAUCGGAGCCCUUGAAUAAAAAUUCAUCAUCAGUAUCGUCCUUGACAACAAAGAUUAUUUCAACACCAAAAGAAAAAUCAACAAAAAUGACGACUACUACUGCUCAGGAAACAAAAGUAAAAACGACUCAAAAAGCAACUUCAGCUAUUUCAUUCACUUCACUAUUCCCACUCUCAAUCAUGUCAUCAAAAACAAGUACAGACCUCCUGCAACCAACAACAGCCACAUCAAGCAUCCUAAAAGGGACAACAACAGGGGAAUUUCACAAAUCACCGCAAACAUCGAUACCUGAGACAACAUCGACCGAAAUAUCGAUGCCAAUUACAACACCGACAUUAAAAUCGUCAACAAAAGCCGCUCCUACUAAAAUUCUUACGAAAAGCACAACACUUUCAUCAAACGAACCGGAUAAAGCAUCGUCAGUGUAUUCAACAACAAAAUUUGAAAUGACCUCCAUCACACCUAAAAUGAUUUCAACGGAAGUAGCAGCCGAUGAUGUAACAUCGCCCUUAACAUCAGAAGCUGUAUCAAAUAUGUCAGAAAUAACCACUAAAGUAGAAACAGCAAUUUCAACGACAAAUGGAAUUGGAAAAACAUCAUUAUCGGCAUCAUCAAUCGGGGAGACUACAGCAGAUCAAACUUCAUAUUCUUUAGAAGCAGAAGGAUUUUGA